UUUUUUUUCUUAAACAGUUUCUAUGAUAGAUUCUUUAAAAGACGAAUAUAACAAAUUGAUACCUUCACAAUCAGAAGAAAGUAACUUACUGUUAGUGGAAGACCCUGCAGUAUAUGGGCCACCUGAACUUAUUAUGAACAAUAGUAGUUCUACUACUGUUCCAGAAUUAUUAGCCGAGAAUAGUCGUUCAGGAUCGACUUCUGAAGAAGCCGUGUUUCCUCCGACCUAUGCAGCACUACCGACAACGAAACUGGAAGAAGAACCCAAUCCUUUUGAACAAAGUUUCGAAGGUGCCACAAAACCUGUUUCUAUUACUAAAUUGCCAAGCGUCCAUACGAUUGAGAUACCCAAACCAGCCAGAGUAGACGCAUUAAUGGAGAGUCGAUGGGAUACCUUACGGUCUGGUGUUUUAUCACCUUCUAUGUUGGCGGGUCCUACAUUGACAUUAGAUGAUAAUUCUCCUCAUUUUAUCACCACAAAACCCAUCAAAUAUGAAGAAGAUACUUCAUUACCACCUUUGAAUCAACCAAAGAAAUCCAAUAAGCGUACAAAAAACAAUUCCGAUACGAAUCUAAACAAUAAGCGAUCCAAAAAGACAAAUUCUGUAGAAGAUGAAGAAAAGCGAAAGAACUUUUUAGAAAGAAAUCGAAUAGCUGCUUUAAAGUGUAGACAGCGAAAGAAACAAUGGUUACAGAACUUACAAGCCAAAGUUGAAUAUUUAACUGCUGAUAAUGAACAACUACAUAUGCAAGCCAAUGCUUUAAGAGAAGAACUCAUUCAACUCAAGACACUGCUUAUGGCGCAUAAAGAUUGUCCUAUUAAUCAACAAGCUAUACAAAUAGCUCUUAACAGGCCUAUACCAGGUGCUCUUGUUCCUUUGCCUCCCAGUUCACAAUCAUGAAAGAAAAGAAUAUGGAUCAAUAAAUUCGGUUGCAAACUAACA
Gilbertella persicaria is the source of this 943-nucleotide messenger RNA. RefSeq lists its product as uncharacterized. Gene Ontology annotation, biological process: regulation of transcription by RNA polymerase II. The coding region runs from base 23 to 901 and encodes 292 amino acids. The transcript has 4 exons. Gene Ontology annotation, molecular function: RNA polymerase II cis-regulatory region sequence-specific DNA binding; DNA-binding transcription factor activity, RNA polymerase II-specific. The record is from RefSeq and is a predicted model, not a curated record. NCBI's taxonomy places the organism in Eukaryota, Fungi, Mucoromycota, Mucoromycetes, Mucorales, Choanephoraceae.